CUUACAUAUCUAUAAAGGCAUACUCCCUGUUGAAUGUACUUUCUGUUAAAAUAACUGAAUCAAAUAUUUGCAUUUAAUGUGAUUAGAUAUGCAAAUGAAAAUAUUAAGUUCAUAAAUAUUAUUCGUAAAUGUGAAAACGCGGAUACUUUUAAAAAUAAAUAAUUUGUUACAAAUUGAUUUUGUAUAUAACACUUCGUGUAUAAAUUUGUUUGGUUUUACAAUAUUUUUCAAAAUUUGAAGGCAUAUUUCUUGUUUCUGGCUUUUAUUAUUACCCAUAUCUGUAAUACACUAUUUAAAAUGCCGGUGCUUGUAUCAGAUGAAGUUUUGGAUUCUUUAAUAUGCAGUUUUUGUGAAAAAUAUCUUUCUGUUGGUCCCAUAAAAAUUUACAAUAAUCGAAAAGUAAAAUGUGGAAGAUGUCCAGAAAUUCCAAACGACCCUGGAAUAGAUUCCAUUUAUUGGAUAGUUGCAGAAAAAAUUUUAUUCAAGUGUAUCAAUGUCUAUGAAGGAUGCAGAAAUAUCUUGUCCUACAAUGAUGCAAAGAAACACGAAGAAACUUGUUUGAGUACUAAAUUUUUGUGUCCUAUUUGUAUGGAAAAUAUAUGGAUUUAUUUAUUGAAAAAUCAUGUUAUGCGAAAACAUAAGCAAGUACUUUUAAAUAGUAAUUAUAUUUCACUUAAUCUACAAGAUAUUCCAUCAGUUACAAGUAAAAUUUAUUUUUAUCAUAAUCUUAACAAUUUAUUUGUUGUAAAUAUAAGUUUUGAUAAAUUUGCAGAGAAUCAUUUACAGGUUAAUGCUAGAUUGAUAGGCUACAAUCAACAAGAGGCUGUUGGAACACAAAGAUAUAUUUUUAGAUAUUGUUCAAAGUUCAGUAUAGAAUCUCCAAUAAAACCGUUGUAUUCCAACAAUUCCCAUAAUUUUGAUAUUUCCAAAAUAAAAAUGAAUAAUCCAAAAUGUCAAGGAGUAUCUUAUAUUGAAUUUGAUUUCCAAAUCAAUAGUAUAUUCAAAACAUUCAAUAUACCUCAGGAGAAAGUUUCUAGUUUUGAUAUGUGUAAAUCAAGUCUUCAAUUAUCAGAAAAAGAUAUCUCUGCAGUUAGACAAAGUGGUGAUAUGUUACUGGGGAAAAUAAGUUUAGAAUGUUAUUUUUGUAAUCAGCUUUGUCUGAACUCUGUAUUAUAUUAUCAAAGUCAUUAUCUUUAUGAAAAUUCUCAGCAUCACUUCCUGUGUUAUUAUUGUUCGAUUUAUUACAAAACUUUCAACAAUGAAAACUUUCUUAGAGUUACAGAAACAAUACUUCCUUAUAGUGUCUACAGUAAAUUACAGUAUUUUUGCUAUUGGAAUUGUGGGUAUGCUUUCAAUGCUUCUAACUUAUAUAGUCACCAGUUUAUUUGUAUAAAACAGUCAAAUAUGAAAUGUGUAAAAAACACCUGUAAUUUUAUUUCAACUUAUACAGAUUUUGAGAAUCAUUAUGAAGAAGUGCACCAUUUUUCAAAGUUUGAACGAAUAAAAUAUUUUCAUACAACUGAAUUUUCCAUAUAUUUUAUGUCUGAACCUUUAUGGCCUUAUUGUAUUUGCUAUGUAAAAUUUAGACAAUAUUUAGUUAGCAUUAAAUUUAUUUGGUACCAAUUGCAUAUAUUGAUUCAUAUAAAAUAUCACUAUAAUAAUUAUACCGAAGAUAAUUAUGCACUUAUGGAAGGAAAUUUGAAGCUUUUACUGUUUAAUGAUGACGUCUUUUGGGCUUCUGUAGAAGGGAAAGGAGGAAAGGUCCCGAUUUCACAUAAACUAAAUGUAAAAUGUUUAUUUCUAGAAGAUGGAAGGCAUCUUUUUUGAAAUUUUAUUGUAAAAAGUAGAUUCGUCUGUGAAUAACACAAAUUUGGAAGUGAAUCUUUUUCCCCCAAGACAAAAUCUAAGUUUAUUCACAGCUGACAAAAUUAUCAUGUAGUAUUUGAAAAUAUGAUUAAAUAUGGCGCCUUUCAUUCAAAAAAUCUUAUGUUUUGUUUAAGUACUUCUGGGAUUCUGUAUGACUGGAAAUAAUUUUAUAUUGUAGCUGUAGUUAAUGUCCAUAUUACUAUGAAAACCACGUUGAAAUAUUACAGUUUGAUACUAGUGACAGUAAAUAUAUAUACAAAUCACUCACAACUUAGGCAGGAUUUCCAUAAUCUAUCCUACCCAACGCAAACUAGGGAUAGUAAAUGUGAUUUUAUUUCCACGGGGAAAAUUUUUUUUUCGGCAACCGUCCGGAAAGUACCUAUUUUCCAGAGGCUUUUUCUUUGAGAAAAUGUAGCUUAAUAAAUAAUUUUUUUUCAAAGUUUUUGUUGCGAUUAUUGCAAUAAAUAAUGGAAUUCAGCAGCUGCCCAAAAAAUCUAAGCUAAGGUACGAAAGUAUUAAUAGUUUAUUCACAGAAUGGAUGGAUUUGGUGCUUCCACUCUGUAAAGCAUCUACUCGAUGCUGAUGUAAACACUAAACAUUGCCACAUUUCCAAAGGUUACCACAUAUCUUGAAAGGCAGAACGUUGUAUGCUUAAAUGAAUAAAAAAUAUUAAUUUGUUUUUAUUCUUUAGAAAAAAAAUUGGUUUUAAUUUACUUUUAUUUUGUCUUAUUACUUUAAAUGCAGAUUUUUCUUGUUAUAAAUUGUUCAUUAUUUGUAUCGGUACUCCAAAAAACUAAUAAAAUGUUUUUACUAAUA
Messenger RNA from Diorhabda carinulata, 2682 nucleotides. RefSeq lists its product as uncharacterized. Gene Ontology annotation, cellular component: cytoplasm. Gene Ontology annotation, biological process: proteasome-mediated ubiquitin-dependent protein catabolic process; multicellular organism development. Gene Ontology annotation, molecular function: ubiquitin conjugating enzyme binding; ubiquitin protein ligase activity; zinc ion binding. Lineage: Eukaryota; Metazoa; Arthropoda; Insecta; Coleoptera; Chrysomelidae. Bases 298 to 1827 code for a protein of 509 amino acids. The record is from RefSeq and is a predicted model, not a curated record. The transcript is spliced from 2 exons.